AUGAACGAGCCUGAUGCCAUGAAACUGUGUAACCUGUCAAAGGUCCUUCCUAACAUUCCAUAUGCUAGACAUUCUGCUGGGUUUGGGGUGAGCAGGAGCGCAUCAUCCUCAGCCCCGUUUACUUCACGGAGUCAAACCAAUAUAAAGGUGGUGGGCCUUUAUUGUAGUCGUGCACCUACAGAAGAAAAGGUUGUGGCCCAGGUGAAAGAGGAGGAUGGAAGAGGGACAGGAUCUUCUAGUAGGCGAAACAUUUACGUUCGUGUACAGAUUGACAAAAUGACCAUCGAAAUGCUUCCACUCGACGUUAUGCGAAGGAAGUAUCCACAGGUGCUCAUUGACUAUUUGCUAGCAACAGCUGCAUGGGUGUGA
Molecule: messenger RNA, 369 nt
Organism: Trypanosoma brucei brucei TREU927
Lineage: Eukaryota; Euglenozoa; Kinetoplastea; Trypanosomatida; Trypanosomatidae
Exons: 1
Coding region: 1-369 (122 amino acids)
Source: RefSeq, a predicted model, not a curated record